Messenger RNA from Prunus armeniaca (apricot), 393 nucleotides. NCBI's taxonomy places the organism in Eukaryota, Viridiplantae, Streptophyta, Magnoliopsida, Rosales, Rosaceae. The record is from the annotation of a GenBank genome assembly.
AUGGCCGACCUCGACCCCAGACUGGGAAAAGUGGCUGUCGAGGAUGGAGCACUUCUUGGCCAGCAAUGGAAGGCCAAGGGGAUCUACCACUUGAUCAAGCUCUUUGACCGGCCGAUUGUCACGGAUCGGUCGUUGUUGGCCACGACACUCAGUUUCUGGUCCUCGACCACAAAUACAAUGAAUCUACGGUUCGACAUAAUGACGCCGAUCGUGCUUGACAUGGCCGCUCUAUUCGGCCUUUCUCCUCUUGGCGUGGAGGUGAAUGUUGCGCUGGUUGCUCCUGAGGCCGUAGGGAGUUUCAAAGCCGCGUGGCCCACGCUCACGAGACUGGCCGGGAGCAAGGCGAAGAACAUGCUUAACUACUCUAGCUUAUACAAUAACUUCGGUAUAUAG